ACGAGCUUUAUAUCGGGCGUGUAUUUCUAAUACCAAUUUAAAGCGGGCUUUCUUGUGACAAUGGAGGCUACCCCUCGUGUUUUAGGGCCAACAUCCAGGAUAAUUCCUCUUGCUUUAGCCAAAGGGACGGAAAACCUGUGUGAACUUUGUCGAAGAAGAGCGCACCUGCAAUGCACCCAGUGUCAGGUCACCUUUUACUGUGAUGCAGAGCACCACCAGGCUGACUGGGUGGGGAUCCAUGAGAGAAUCUGUCAGUUGCUUGUUCCCAUUCGCACCCCGACACUCUUUAGUCUCCAGCGGGCUGGACAAAUUGAAAUACAGCUUAAGAAGGCGGAGCUAGCGGAGAUUUGCAGGUUGGUGGCUCAGAGCAAGCUGUCUGAGGGGAAACACCAGGAGGCUCUGCCUGCCGCCCAGUUCUGCCUACAGUGUUCCAUAGACGUCCAUGGCCCCGGGUCUGUCCAAUUGGUCCCUGCCGUCCUGCUGCUGGCUGAGGCUAACAUGGGUUUGGGUCAGUUACCCCUGGUGGCGGAGCUCCUGUCCCAGGCAGAGUGGGCGGUGUUGCAGAACCCAGAAUGUGGUCCCGCAGUCCACCACCGGCUGCACAGGAGCCUGGGCCGCCUUCACACAGAGACUGGAAACCUGGAAGCAGCUCUGUUUAACUUUGCUAAUGAUAUAUACUUUGCCAGUGAGGAGUAUGGUGUGGAUAGCACAGUCACCUGCAGUGGCUACUUUCUUAUGGCUGAUGUGUUUGCCAAACAGGGGAGGAUUCCUAUUGCUCGUUCCUUGUACUCUGAGGUGGCACAUAUUUGGCACUGCCAUCUGACCAGACUCCUCAAGACCCACCUCCAAAGUAUCCAAAGUCCUGACAUCUUGUUGGAGCCCUCUUAUGACACAGCCCAGCGAGUUGAGGUGGACAAGAUGUUAAACACCAUGUUGGAGCUUGUGCAGAAUGACUCCAAAAAAGACUUGGCUCAGAUUGCACUGGUGGCCCACUGCCUAGCCAUGCUUUGGUUCCUGGGGGGUGACUCCCUAAAGGCACUGGGAUUUGGCAGCACUGCCCUGCAGGCCAGCCAGCUGAUACCAAACCAUGACCUGACAGAGCCCAUCCAGAGCCUGCUGCAGCUGGUGCAGGGUCCGCACACAGAGUCACAUCCAGGUUCUGACUAGUCACCGUACCUGCCCUGCUGAUCGCUCCGCUCUGGGAUCUCCUCCACCGGGACAUCAGGUUCAGCCCUACACUGAUUCACCCAUGUAAAUGUAGAAACCACUAAAUUGGUCACAGAUAAAACAAGUACAGAGGCUAUGAUGUCAUUUAUGGUUCAUACAGAUGUUUUGAAUUAGUGUUAUAAGUGAAUAAUGAAAAACUAUUGUGGAGUUGAUCUUGAAACGCUUGACAAAAGUAAAAGGAGGAGGAGACACAUUUUCACUGAUCUUGAAUAAUGACUCAUCUUUAUUUGAAUCUAAAAAAAAGAGGGAUAUAUAUUUACAUCAUUUUGCACAUUUGUGAAUUACAUGAUUUGGGAUCCUUUUCGUAACACUGUCAGAAUGAUACAGAACAGAAUAAAUGGUGAGGGCAUUUGCUAAAAACCUGUUUGUUUUUUUUACACAAUGUUUUUGCUUAUCUCGUACCUAUCAGUCCAGAACCUCAUCAUCAAUUCACCAUAAUAUAAUUCAAGACUUCUAAUGUCUAUAUAUCUUCAACGGAGCAUAAACAUUGCAUUUGUCUUCUGCAAAUCAAAGUAUAUUGUAAACCUUUAAGCAACCACCAGGUUCGUUUUAAAAUACAUUGACAUAAAAUGAACCCGACAAUUGCUGUGAAAUCCUACAUAUUAUAUACAAUUCUGAAACAUUUAUUCAUUAUAUCAAAACAAAGAAUCACUUUUAAAAUCAUCUCACUACUAGUGUUUCUAGUACUGAAUUAUACAACAAAAUGUUUGUUUUUUUUGGCAUUCAGAUUCAUUUUUAUGUGUCAAGAGGCAGCAAAGCAUGGAAACACUUGGGUUUCCGCAUAUUCCCUUUUUAAUUUUUGAG
Molecule: messenger RNA, 2031 nt
Organism: Epinephelus lanceolatus (giant grouper)
Lineage: Eukaryota; Metazoa; Chordata; Actinopteri; Perciformes; Serranidae
Gene: zmynd12
Product: zinc finger, MYND-type containing 12
Molecular function (GO): protein binding
Source: RefSeq, a predicted model, not a curated record